Molecule: messenger RNA, 2241 nt
Organism: Planococcus citri (citrus mealybug)
Lineage: Eukaryota; Metazoa; Arthropoda; Insecta; Hemiptera; Pseudococcidae
Exons: 7
Coding region: 283-1836 (517 amino acids)
Biological process (GO): neuron differentiation
Cellular component (GO): extracellular region; cell surface
Molecular function (GO): protein binding; peptidase inhibitor activity
Source: RefSeq, a predicted model, not a curated record
UGAAAACAUCAUAUGCUUAUAGUAAUCCAGUAGAGAGGGAAAAUGUUGCCGUCAAACACCCCGAAUACUAUCACCGAACGCGUUACUACUCUCGUAACCAUUUUUUGUUUUCCAGUUCAUUAGAGAAAACCUCCGAAUUGAAUUUUCAAAAGUCAAGUGCGAAGUUUGAUUUUUCUCGACGCGUACGGUCAUAUAAAAUUCAUCUAAAUGCAGUGCUCUCGAACUUGAAGGCUAAUCGAUGAACGUUUUUCGUUUUCGUUUGACGGAUUCGCGGGUUUCGUAAUGCGCCGAUUGAAUUGUUCACUUUUCAUAGUGUUUGUUUUUUUCGUUGAUUAUACUUUACAAUUGAUUACUCCGUUGGAUCCGAUUCAUACCGAGAAAUGUAGACUACGAUGUACUUUUGAAGAUCGACCUGUAGAAAUGACGUGUCUCAGACAAUGCUUGACUACAGAUGUAAAACCAGGAAAAUGCCCGACUGAAACAAACAGCACGAUCCCACCGUACGAGAAAUUAUGUUCAAAUACCUGCAGAACAGAUCCCCAAUGUCCAAACCUAAUGAAAUGUUGCCGGCAUGACUGCGGAGUUGUUUGUAUGACUCCAACGCAAUUAGAUCUCGUUCCAGGGUUACCACCUAAACCUACCAACGUGUUGGCGCACGUUAACGAAAGUGAGAUCACUUCCGAUGGGCUACCGAUAUACGUACGAUGGACGUUUCACAGUUGUAGUGCGAUUAAUCAAUCCGUCCAAUUUGUCCUCGAAGAAAAGCACAGCUACUUUGAAAAUGGCACCGAUGUCAUUGCCGACACGUGGAAUUACGUCAAGAGAACGCAUCGUAAACACGCUGCCAUCAAGAAUUUAUUCCAACCGGGCCUUUACUACCAAUUUCGCGUGUAUUCAGUCAGUGAAAAUGGCACCUUGGGACCGUCCCUCGCAUCUAGUCCGUAUCAGGUUUUACCAAAUAUUACCGAACUAUCCCCCGGAAAACCGCUGGAUUUCGGCGUAGGGGCACAAUCCUGGGGGAACGGCAGCCUCCGGUAUCUGCUCGUUUGGCAGAAGCCAAUAUCAGUGGUACCAGUUUUCAAAUAUAGACUGAUUUGGAGUAUGCUGAAGAACAAUUCGUUACUACAACACGAAAAAUACCUGGCAGGGAACUUGGAACAUUAUUGGAUGAGUAACGUGUUACCAAAGACGGACUACUUCUUUGAAAUAUUCGCCGUGGUGAAAUUCGAUGAUAAAAAACUAGCAGGCAAAGCAGCUCGUAUACUUGUAAGAACCCAUGACUAUCCUCCGCCAAAAACGAGAAGAAGAAUUGAACCAACUGAGGUGGAUGUGAAAUAUAGAGAUUCCAUCACUACGUUACAAGUUAAUAAAUUAUACUGGAUAGAGGACAAUCUCUUCGCUUCGGUAAUUUGGGAACCAAUAUCCGAUGAUGCUGCUACCAAUUAUUCUAUUACUUGGAUUCCUUCCACCAGAGAUUGCAGAGAUCUCGAUGGGUGGUAUGUGGCGCAAACAGUGGAUUCUAAUUUCGAAAUAUACGACUUAACACCAGGUUGCGAUUACGACAUAUCGAUCAAAGUUAUUUACGACCAAAUCCUCUACACAGGAGAUACAUUUUUACCCCUGGAAAGUUGUACAAAAAAAUUGAGCAAAAGCAAGCCGAAAAUACGAAAAGAUUUCAACUUAUUCGCAUCAGCCGAUUUUAUGAAACAAUUUCAAAACAAACCCAUCGAAAUUGUCGACUGUCCUUUACCCAGAAAUAAUGGUACCUAUAUACCAAGAAAUAAUGAAACCGAGUUAUUUAGAGAUAAUGAAACCGAGCCAUCUGAGGAAAAAUAAAUAUAAUCAAUACGUGUGUAAAAUAUUGUUGUUGUUUACUUGUUAAAAUAAAUUAUUAAUAGCUUAGCUAAUAGCCUGUAAAUUUUUAAUCCAGCGUUCUGGUUAUAUUAUUACAAUGUAAUUUUUUUGUAAAAAUUUAUAAGUACACAAGUUUUUGUUUUAAAAGGCGUUAAGUAUCUUUUCUAGAUGAUGUGGUAAGUAGCAUAUGCGUGAAAUAUUUAAGUAGAUAUACGAGUAAAAAUUAAAUUAGACCCUAAGUUAAAAUCGAUAAAAAUCACAUUACAGCGAUAACGACGACGAGAGUGUAACUGAACACACGAUAUGAUUGGCGAAUGAAAUCAUCAAGAACAUUGACAAGCUAUUGUAAUAUUAACAACGCCAAAGUUGAAACAAUGAUUCAGCGAA